Messenger RNA from Dreissena polymorpha, 1397 nucleotides. RefSeq lists its product as uncharacterized. The coding region runs from base 81 to 740 and encodes 219 amino acids. The record is from RefSeq and is a predicted model, not a curated record. NCBI's taxonomy places the organism in Eukaryota, Metazoa, Mollusca, Bivalvia, Myida, Dreissenidae. The transcript is spliced from 5 exons.
CUUUUAAAUAUGCUGUUCAUUAUCGGGAUGAGUAAUAUCUGGCUAAGAUCUUAUCGUUUGAAAUUUAAAAUGAAACUUAUAUGGAAGUAACGAUGAACCCCAAAAGCAUGUUAAAAUGGGUAUGGCUCACCGUUUGUUUCCGGCAGGUUUCCAAUAUAGACAUCGCGGUUGGCUAUGUCCAAAUGGCUGAAAAUAGCAUAGCAGUACCGAUCGAAUGCACUUCAAACGAUGGCAUCUCGUUUCUUUACAUUAAAAGAGAGGGCGCAACUGGUACUUUAAAAACGAUUGCAGAACGUGAUGCCCAACUGGGAUCAUGUUAUCUUCUGGACACGACUGCUAACGAACAAAAUUACGCUGCUGCUUACACUAGUGUUGGAUGUAUCCUUUUCAUCAAAAACUUAACCGAUGAAACAUACGGAACAUACAUAUGUUGUGAAUUGUACAGCCCUUCAAUAUGUGUGAACACGACGAUUAUACCAAAUCCCAAUAUAAAUGAUAACUCCGUGAAAGAUUUCGUAAAGGCGAAUUUGUCGAAUCUACAUGAAUAUGAAAUGAAUCCUUCGUACACAGGAGAUCUCAUUUUUGUGUCCAUUGUGUCGUUCUGUUUCGGUGCUUUUGGUGCCUGGCUUGGUUACCGUUGGUAUCUCUACCAUCGAAAGAAAUGUUGCUGUAAAAAUAGACAGAAGGUCGACGAAGACAAUUUUUUUUUAGUAUUAAGGAGACAAGAACUUAAUAUUUAACCGCAUCUUUCGCCGGCCGAUAAGGUACAUUCGACCAAAUUGUUUUACGGCACAAAUGUACAAUGUGUUUGAUUAUGCGUGAUGUUUGUUUCGCAUCGGUUUAUCCCAUGCUUUAUUUUUAUCAUGCUCGGUUUUAAAAUGUCACCCUUAUGAAAGAAAAAGCUAAUGUGUGUCUUACGAAGUCACGAAAACUAUUGUGUAUUAUUGGUUAUAUAUUCUGUUGCUUGAAAUAAAUAAAUAUUGCUCUUGUGGUAGUGGUAACAAAUAUGAAUUGAAACAAUGACAGUUUUAGCUUAAUAUAUUGUUAAAGCAAUUUAAGGCAAUUACUUUGUCCGGUUUUGAAUUUAAUGUUAAGUGCAAACUCUGUUCCAUUAAAACUAAGCGCUUGUAUAAUUCUUUGUUAGGUUAACGUUCUUGUUUUCCAGAAGUCCUUAUAGAAAUCGUGUAACUGGUUUUAAAGAAGAUUCAAUACCAAGUCAAUGUAUGAACAUUAUGGUCAAGAGAAAGUAUAACCUCUUGCCAUCGUAAUUAGGUCAUCAUUUGCUUUACCAGUUUGUUUAGUUUUUCUGUAAGAUUUGACAUUGUUACCUAUUUCUUGACAUAAUCUGGUCGAAUAUUAAACUUGGUCUAAAAAUUGUAAACAUAACAGAGUAUGUA